CCCGAGCUCCCGCUGCUCCCUCCCAGGACACGCCCACCCCCGGCGGCAGCGCUGCUGUGUGCCCGGAUUCCCCAUGGCUCCUCCCCCUCUCCCCGGCCGUCCCCAGACGUCAUCCACUUCGUCACCGUCGAGAGAGAGCGAGAGAGCGGCGGGCUGAGCGAAAACCCCACUUUGUUGUUAUUGUUGUCCGUGCUCCGCUUCUCCCUCCCCGGGGAGCAGCCCCACGUCUGCGCGGUAAAAAUGUGCAUGCUAAAAGCUGCAGAGCAGGUGCCACCAAGCUGACCACAGAAUUUGAAGGUACAAGAUGGAUAAAUGUAGGCAUGUGGGCCGAUUGCGGCUUGCUCAGGACCAUUCAAUACUGAACCCUCAAAAGUGGCACUGUGUAGACUGUAACACUACAGAAUCUGUGUGGGCCUGCCUGAGCUGUGCACAUGUGGCAUGUGGUCGGUACAUUGAAGAACAUGCACUUCGACACUUUCAGGAAAGUAACCAUCCUAUGGCACUGGAGGUGAAUGAACUGUACGUUUUCUGUUACCUCUGUGAUGAUUAUGUUCUCAAUGACAAUGCCACUGGUGACCUUAAACUUUUACGCAGCACAUUGAGUGCAAUUAAAAGUCAAAACUAUGACUGCACAACGCGUAGUGGCCGGACAUUGCGAUCAAUGGUAGCUGUUGAUGAUGCAUAUUCUUCUCCUCAAGGUACAAAGGCACUUCUUCAAAAUGAAGACCUCACGUUUACUGCUCUUUGGCAUCGGAGACAUGCUUUGUUAGGGAAAGUAUUUAGAUCAUGGUUUUCUCUGACUCCCAAAUGUAAACAAAGGUUAGAAGAAGAACGGCUCAAGGAGGUGACAAAACAAAAGAGGGAGGAAGCCAGGAAGAGACGUCAGAUGCUAAAGCACAAGUUAAAAGAAGAGAUGGAAAGCAAUCCCCCAAGAAAGAGUUCCCGCUUGCAACAGCAAUUGCAAACGCCGCCCAAGACGGUAUCUCCAACAUUGCAGAAAAUGCACCAAAAAGCUUCUCCCACCACAAAACAAGAACAAUCAGGACCUACCUCGGAGAAAGCAUGUAAGACAAAGUUAGGUGAUUCUCCAAUAAAAAGGAAACCCACUGUGACCCCUGGGGUGACAGGACUAAGGAACCUGGGGAACACUUGUUAUAUGAACUCUAUUCUUCAAAUAUUGAGUCAUUUGCACGUUUUCCGGGAGUGUUUCUUACAGCUUGAUCUCAAUGAAACUCAGGAGUUAUUAGCAGUUGCAGCCAAUGGAAAGCCAAGAUCGCAAUGCCAGAUACCUCCUCCUUCACAUUACUCAAACACAAGAAUAAAGCACACUAAAGUGGAAAGGUAUUUGGUAAAGCGCCAAAAUUCCUCAUCUGGUCUAAGUGGCGGGGCGUCAAACAGUAGAAACAUGGAACUCAUUCAGCCUAAACCUAGCUCAGCACAUAUCUCCUUAUGUCAUGAGUUGCAUACACUCUUCCAAGUUAUGUGGUCUGGUAAGUGGGCGCUCGUCUCCCCCUUUGCCAUGCUUCACUCAGUCUGGAGGCUGAUCCCAGCCUUUCGUGGGUAUGCACAGCAAGAUGCUCAGGAAUUUCUAUGUGAACUUUUGGAUAAAGUACAACAAGAACUGGAGACAUCUGGGACCAGGUACCCAACCCUGAUUCCCAGCUCUCAGAGGAAACUCAUCAAACAAGUCCUGAAUGUGGUCAAUAAUAUUUUUCAUGGACAGCUCCUCAGUCAGGUCACCUGUCUUGCCUGUGAUAACAAGUCCAACACAAUAGAGCCAUUCUGGGACUUAUCUUUGGAGUUUCCUGAAAGGUAUCACUGCAAUGGUAAAGAGAACGCUUCCCAGCGACCUUGUCUGUUGACGGAAAUGUUGGCUAAAUUCACAGAGACAGAGGCUUUAGAGGGGAAGAUCUACGCCUGUGAUCAGUGCAACACAAAGCGCCGGAAAUUCUCAUCCAAACCAGUUGUCCUUACAGAAGCCCAGAAACAGCUGAUGGUGUGUGGACUACCUCAGGUUCUCAGACUGCAUCUCAAGAGGUUCAGGUGGUCUGGUCGCAAUCAUCGUGAGAAAAUUGGGGUACAUGUUCGAUUUGAUCAAAUACUAAACAUGGAGCCAUACUGUUGUAGAGAAUCUACUGCAACCCUAAAGUCUGAUUCCUUUAAUUAUGACUUGUCUGCUGUAGUGAUGCAUCAUGGGAAAGGAUUUGGUUCUGGCCAUUAUACAGCCUACUGCUACAACCCGGAAGGAGGAUUCUGGGUACACUGCAAUGACUCCAAGUUGUACGCUUGCACAGUGGACGAGGUCUGCAAGGCCCAAGCAUACAUCCUAUUCUACACCCAACGUGAUACUCAGGAGAAUGGACACUCGUCUAACAGGCUUUCAGAUCGGGGCACUCUGUCUACGAGCCUACCGUCCACACCCUGCUAAUGAACACCCAUGAGAAAGUGAAAGUAAAAGGGCAGCUUCUGAA
Pseudophryne corroboree (corroboree frog) is the source of this 2471-nucleotide messenger RNA. It is a transcript of the gene USP44, whose product is annotated as ubiquitin specific peptidase 44. Gene Ontology annotation, molecular function: cysteine-type deubiquitinase activity; zinc ion binding. The coding region runs from base 305 to 2428 and encodes 707 amino acids. The record is from RefSeq and is a predicted model, not a curated record. The transcript is spliced from 6 exons. Gene Ontology annotation, cellular component: cytoplasm. NCBI's taxonomy places the organism in Eukaryota, Metazoa, Chordata, Amphibia, Anura, Myobatrachidae. Gene Ontology annotation, biological process: protein deubiquitination.